Molecule: messenger RNA, 1644 nt
Organism: Olea europaea var. sylvestris
Lineage: Eukaryota; Viridiplantae; Streptophyta; Magnoliopsida; Lamiales; Oleaceae
Product: probable transcription factor At1g61730
Exons: 3
Coding region: 433-1644 (403 amino acids)
Biological process (GO): regulation of DNA-templated transcription
Cellular component (GO): nucleus
Source: RefSeq, a predicted model, not a curated record
UAGAGCAGUGGGACAGACAUCAAUAACGAUUGAUAUUUGACACUAAUUAUCUGUAAGGCAUAAUUAAGGCUUGACUCUUCAUCUGGAUGAGUGUGAUUUUCACACUGAAUCAUUAAAUUCGAAAGGGGUUUCCAGAGUUCAACAAAAUUCGAAACACCAUGAAUAUUAACAGGAAUAUGAAACACAAAGCAACAGAAAUGGAUUUAGAAGAAGAUUCUUCAAAGUUAUUUUGCCCUCAAUCACUUCCCUUCACAAACUGCCACUGAGGUUUACUAUCCGCCUAAUGGUAAGCGCAAGUUUCAAGGAACAAAUACACGGAAGAAUUCUAUCUCUGAUGACUCUGUAAAAAGUUUAGAUCCCUUCACUGGUAAACCAUUGAUUCCCCCUAGAAGAAAAGAAGAAGAAAACAAGAGAUUUGGAAGCUAGGUGGUUAUGGCUUUGGCGUCCAAAAAAUUAGUAUUCCAUUCUUCCUCAUCAUCAUCUGCUUCUGAGGGCUCCCAAAAAAUUAAUAUAAUGGAUGAAGAUGUUGCUAUUUCUGAAGAACAAAAACACUUAGAAGAAGCAUUGGUGAAAACACAAGAACAGGAAGAUGAUUCUACCUGUGUUCCCAUUUCAAAAGCUCAAGAAAUUGCACUGUUUGAUGAGAAUCAGACCACCACAGAAGCUGGAGAAAAAGAGGGCCAUGAACCAGCGUUGGACAAAUUAACGGCCUUGCGAAUUCACAAUCAAGCGGACCAACAAAAACAAUCACGUGCUGUAUUAGAGAAGACUCAAGAACAAGGUGAUUACAUCUGUGAUCCCAAUUCUAAAAUUAAAGAAGCGUUAGCGGGCGAGAAUCAGACCACAGAAGCUGGACAAAAAGAGGGCGAACAAGCCUCCAGCUCUGAUUUUGAUUUUCAAAACCUCCAAAAAAACGAAGUCAUAACGGUUGUUGAAUCCUUGAACCCCACAGAAAAUCCUCUUGAGACUGACAUUCAAGAAACUAAUAGGAAGAAACCCCUAGUUUCAUUUAGCCAGAUUUUCACGGACAAAGAUGUCAUUGUUUUGCUUCAAGGUAUGAUCGACUUCAAGUGUAUGCAUGGGGAUAAAAACAUGACUGAUUUUUACUUUUUCAUCAAGGACAAACUUGACACUGAGUUUACAAAGAUUCAGAUCACUGAAAAACUUCGAAGGCUCAGGAAAAAGUUUGUAGGAAACUUCAAGAAAACUACAGAGAAUAGGGCCCCCGGGGAUUUCUCUAAUCGUCACGACUCAAUUGUUUUUGAGCUUUCCAAUAAACUUUGGGGAAAUGAUGGGUGUGAUAAAAAGCCAAUCAUAGAAAUCAGUGAGAAAACAAGAAAGCGGAGAAGAGUGGAGUUUGGGUCCAAAAAAGAAGAUAAAAAGAAGAAAGGCACUGUUGAGGAUGAAGUCGAUAUCAAUAUGGAGUUAAAGUAUCCUUUAAUACAUCCGUCAUUCAAUCAAAAUAUUGGAUUCAUUGCACCAGAUAUGGUCAAGAAGAACUGCACCUUGAAGGGGAGUAGCAAUUCAGGAAACAUUGAGGCAAAAUGGGAAAAACUUAUGAUAAAGGAGGUUGAGCUCUACUAUAAGAAGUUAGAUUUGAUGAAGGAGAUGAUUGGGGAUGUUCUGCAAUCUCUAAAAGAUUAG